UCCAUCUUAUCUCACUCCCAAACCCCCCCACUCAUCUACACUUCUAUCCACACCGUCGAGCUGCGCGCGCGCGCCCUCCGCCAUGGCGUCCAUCACCCUCCUCUCCCUCGCUCCAGCCGCGACCUUCCUCCACCUCCCGGCCUCCACCGCCUCCUCCUCCCGCUUCGCCGCCAUUCCCCGCUCCCUCGCCGGCCGCCGGGCCCUCCUCCUCCGCGCGCGCGCGCCCCGCCGCGUCACCGUCGUGUGCAGCGCCGCCGAGACCUCCGAGGCGGAGCCCGUGGAGAAGUUCCGGCUCGACAACCUGAGCCCGCAGAAGGGGGCGCGGCGGAAGCCGAAGCGGAAGGGGCGCGGUAUCUCGGCGGGGCAGGGCGCCAGCUGCGGGUUCGGCAUGCGCGGGCAGAAGUCGCGCUCCGGGCCCGGCGUCCGCCGAGGGUUCGAGGGCGGGCAAAUGCCGCUCUACCGCCGUCUUCCUAAGCUCCGCGGAAUCGCCGGCGGAAUGCAUAUCGGGUUGCCAAAGUACGUGCCGUUCAAUUUGAGAGACAUAGUGCAGGGUGGGUUCAAGGACGGCGAUGAGAUUUCGUUGGAGUCCUUGAAAUCGAGGGGCUUGAUUAAUCCAUCCGGCAGGGAAAGAAAGCUUCCACUCAAGAUUUUGGGAGAUGGUGAUCUAUCAGUCAAGUUGAACAUCAAGGCUGGGGCAUUCUCUUCUGCGGCCAAGGAGAAACUUGAGGCAGCUGGCUGUACUUUAACAGUGUUGCCCAAGCGGAAGAAAUGGCUACCAGCAGCUUAUGUGAAGAACCAAGCUCGUGCUGAAGAGUACUUCAGCAAGAAAAAAGGCGGCGCUGGUGAAUCUGAUGAAGCUGCCGCAUAGAGUUCAUACAACACUGUACUUCUCUGCCCUUCUCUUUAGCAUAUGUUCAUUGCUCCCAUCUCAUUUCAAAACUACCAUGUAAGAUGGAUUUUGUGUUUAUGUGAUAAGCAAGUAAGUUGUGCCCUUAUUUUCA
Molecule: messenger RNA, 1001 nt
Organism: Hordeum vulgare subsp. vulgare (domesticated barley)
Lineage: Eukaryota; Viridiplantae; Streptophyta; Magnoliopsida; Poales; Poaceae
Product: 50S ribosomal protein L15, chloroplastic
Exons: 3
Coding region: 83-868 (261 amino acids)
Biological process (GO): translation
Cellular component (GO): ribosome; cytosolic large ribosomal subunit
Molecular function (GO): structural constituent of ribosome
Source: RefSeq, a predicted model, not a curated record